Messenger RNA from Anolis carolinensis (green anole), 1860 nucleotides. RefSeq names its product polyamine oxidase (gene paox). The coding region runs from base 107 to 1627 and encodes 506 amino acids. Lineage: Eukaryota; Metazoa; Chordata; Lepidosauria; Squamata; Anolidae. The record is from RefSeq and is a predicted model, not a curated record. The transcript is spliced from 7 exons. Gene Ontology annotation, molecular function: polyamine oxidase activity.
GAGCUUAGCGGCCGAGUGAAGCCUCCCCAACCGAAGGGAAGGGGCGGCGACUGAGACGCGAAGGCUUCCGCCCUCCAAGGCCCAGGAAGACGCGAGGGACUGGGCCAUGGAGCCUGCCCGGCCGCGCGUGCUGAUCGUGGGCGCGGGGCUGGCGGGCCUGGCCGCAGCCCAGCGCCUCCUCCUCAGCGGCGGCUCGCGGCGCUUCUCCGGCCUGCGCGUGCUGGAGGCCUCCGGGAGAGCGGGAGGACGCAUCCGCUCUGGGAUGUUCGGAAAUAAAGUGGUUGAGCUUGGUGCCCACUGGAUCCAUGGACCUUCAAAGGAGAACCCUGUAUUCCAGCUCGCUAUGGAGCACGGAUUAUUAGAUGAAGAGGCUAUGUCUGAGGAGAACCAACAGGUGGAAGCCGGGGGACAUCCUGUGGGGCCAACAGUCUGCUAUUCCAGCCAGGGCCAGUUGAUCAGUUCGGAUAUUAUAGAUUCCAUGAGGAUCCUCUUUUUCACUCUCCUAGAAGAAUCACGCGAGUUCCUGCAUGCAGACAAAGUCCCCGUUCAUAGUGUGGGUGAAUACAUGAAAAAAGCAAUAGUUCAACAGAUGAAGGAAUGGACCGACGAUGAAAAGACCAAAUCCUUGAAGCUGUCUAUCCUCAACUUGUAUUUCAAGUUGGAGUGCUGUGUGAGUGGAACUCAUAGCAUGGAUCUGGUGGCCCUGGGACCCUUUGGAGAAUACAGAAUGCUGCCUGGCUUGGACUGUACCUUCCCCAAUGGUUAUGAAGGACUCACAAACUGCAUAAUGGCUUCUUUACCCAAAGGGACUGUGCUCUUUGAUAAGCCAGUGAAGACUAUUCAUUGGGGGGGCUCCUACUUGGAAGAGUCCACAGGGCGCCUUUUUGGAGUUCAAGUGGAAUGUGAAGAUGGCGAAAAAUUCUUAGCUGACCAUGUCAUCCUCACGGUGCCUUUAGGGUUCCUCAAAGAACACUACAAGACCUUUUUCUAUCCUCCGCUUCCAUCCCAGAAAGUGGCAGCAAUAAAAAACCUGGGAUUUGGAACAAACAAUAAAAUAUUUUUGGAAUUUGAACAGCCAUUCUGGAAGCCAGAUUGUGAAGUUGUUGAGGUGGUAUGGCUGGAUGAAUCACCUUUGGCUGAACCACCUGGUGAUUUGAAGACUACCUGGUUUCAAAAAAUUCCUGGCUUCAUUGUUCUCCAUCCUCCAGAAAGGUAUGGACAUGUCCUCUGUGGCUUCCUUGCUGGGAAAGAAUCUGAAUUCAUGGAAACUCUUACAGACACUGAGGUUCUCACAACUUUAACACAAGUAUUUCGUAGAGUAACAGGAAAUCCACAGCUUACUCCACCAAGGAGUACCCUGAGAUCUAAAUGGCACAGUGAGCCCUAUACCAAAGGUUCUUACAGUUAUGUGAGUGUUGACAGCAGUGGAGAUGACAUUGAUGUCCUUGCUCAACCCCUUCCUGAAGAAACAUAUAAUUCUAAGACACCUGGGCUCCUUUUUGCAGGGGAAGCCACACAUCGCACUUUCUAUUCAACAACUCAUGGGGCUUUGCUAUCUGGCUGGAGAGAAGCAAAUCGACUUAUUCACAUCUAUGACAAGUCUGAAACUCUACAUGCUAUGCUGUAAGCAGCUAACAGCGCCUCUUUUUUUUGCUGAUGAUUGUCUCAUCAAUAAUCAUUAGACAACUUGUAGCCCCCAAAACACAUUUUGAUCUACCUGAUAAACAUGCUGGGUCUUUCUUGCAUUUGUGAUUUGGGGAACCAGAAUCAAAAGACCUAUCUUUCAGCACCUCGAUUGUAUUCCACAAAGAUAAUUCAGUUAAAAAUAAACCUCCCUUUGGGCUGCUUUUAUUUCCACUA